GAACAGCUAAGAGAUACUACAUCCUUCCUUUGGGAGUAUCACUCGUUCGUCCUUUACUUGACACGAUAGUUCUUCUCGACUGUUCCACCCAAGGCUCUGUUUAUGGAACACCUUAACCAUUACUCCUCCAGCGACUCUGACUCUGACGAACCAAACGUGCCUGUUCAGCCUCUGCGCAAAAGAAAGCUUCCUCCAGUUGCCCCUGAACUCCUUGACAAGUUUGCCAAAUCUCCUAGAAUCUCCACAUCUGAUAUUCCGGCCAUGAACCGUGGUAACUCGCGAUCCAAGUCCUUCCUCCACGCGUCCAAGUUCUGGCACAGUUUCUGUUUUCUCGAGUGGACCCCCACCAGAGAGCAACGCAGUCGCCUUCUCCCACUUUCCCAACACCUAACCUCCUACAUCAGCAACACCAAGACACGAUUUUCCCACUGUGAGUGGCAAUCGAACUUGAUAAAUACCUUGGGCUCGCACCUUCCACUUCAUGUGUCACUCUCUGACACGCUCUUACUAAAAAACCAGCAGCCUGAAACCUUCAUUAAGCACAUCCGCCAGGGCUUACGAGAGUUGAAGGUGGUUCCAGAUGGUAAAGGUGUUAUUUCAAAUGAAAUAUCUAUAAGAUUUAAUACCCAGCCGAAAGUGUACACUAAUCAAUUUGGAAACAAACUCUUCUUGGCCAUCGCGUUGGAUGGACCUUCUACUGAAAAGCUCGCCCGCCUUGCAGAUAUUAUUGAUAUAGAGGUGGUGAGGCUACUGAAAGAGAAUAACGACGCCUUGUUGAAGCCAUUGCGCCGAAGCUACCACGUUUCGUUGGACUACUGCAUUUUGGAUGAGCCGAUAACUGAAAAGGAAUUGGCGGAGUUGAAUGAUGUUAUUGGGAAAGUUAAUAUUUACGAGCGGUUCAAGGGGGUGAAGAAUUUACCACUGUUUCGACUCUCUCCCGAAGAGUUGGACUGGAAGACGAGUUUUGUGAAGGUCCAGAAUGGGAGACUGUUCUGUACCCUAGAUAUCGGAAAGGUUUCAUUCUUGUGACUGCAGAAGGGCAAAGCGAAAGCUUAUUUGGAUAUAUUUCAGGUUAGGGAUAUCGAUAAUAACAAGGUUCUGUACCAAUCGAUGAAGCGCAUGGUUCUACGGGCAAUGUUACGUUGAGGGCAUGCAAGUUACCUGGUAUUAACACAAAAGAGCACCACUAAAUAUUUCUUCUACAGUAUUGGAAGUGUUAUUGAAUCCCACACUAGUCACCGACAGAUUUCAGCUCGCGUCCGAUUGAGGAUAUUCUAUACCACUGGUUAUACGGUAUUUCGGUAUCGUGUCCUCCUCAACACGACGAUCUAAGCUCCUCUUUUGUAUAUAUAUUUCCAAUGAAAAGCACUUUCAGCUAACUAUAUCUACUA
Molecule: messenger RNA, 1391 nt
Organism: Babjeviella inositovora NRRL Y-12698
Lineage: Eukaryota; Fungi; Ascomycota; Pichiomycetes; Serinales
Exons: 1
Coding region: 103-1029 (308 amino acids)
Biological process (GO): U6 snRNA 3'-end processing
Cellular component (GO): nucleus
Molecular function (GO): 3'-5'-RNA exonuclease activity
Source: RefSeq, a predicted model, not a curated record